ACUAAAAAAAAUCUCCCAAAUAAAACGAGAAAAAUCACUAUUAUGCUUUUCUCAUAGUUGUGACAAAUCCUUCUCUCAGUAAAUCACAAUUUAUGUUUAAAAUUAAAUUUACACAAACUUAAAAUAAAGAAAAUGUUUUGAUUAAAAACUUUAAAAACCAAGCAAAGAGAGUGUAGAGAUUAGAAACCGCGUUUGCUACAAACAAACAGCAUAAAAACACAAACUACGUCAUAAGGUUUUCUAAUCUCUUGCUAACUGCAUUGUUGUCGUCAUUUGCCCCCUCAACCACAAAAACAAAAUAGCCAACAACAACAACAAACACAUUUACAAUGGGUGCCAAUGCAUCGACUGGUAGUUAUCCGCCUGUAAUGACAACAUCACAAGGUCAUUCAUCUGGCGGCGGUGGUAGUGGUGGUAUGCCAGCGGGUGCAAGUACUAGUUCAAGUUUAUUACUACCUACCACAGGGGCCAAUUCAUUACUGUCCGCUUCGCUAGGGGGUCCUGGUGGUGGUGGUCCCCAUUUUCGGGAACAACGACGUAAACGUGUUACGGGUUUUGCCACCCUUAAACGUAAAUUCAUAAGACGACGGCGUUCUUCAAAAGCCUGUGAUCAUGCUAGAGUGCUGAGAGAUUUUGUUUCGGAUUGGACUCCUUUAGAGCUGGCAGCAUUGUGUGAAGAAUAUGAAGCUUUGGCAGCACUAAGGGAUUUAUCGAUGCAAGCCGAGCUGGCACGUCCUCCCGCUACCACUUAUAAACAAGAUCUUGCUGCUCUUUUUGAAACGAAGACUUGUACAGACUGUGAUCUCGUCUUCCGUGGCGCCAUAUUUCCCGUGCACCGCUGUAUACUCUCCUCACGUUGCACUUAUUUUCGUGAUCUUUUAGCCGGUUGCCCCGGCUUUGGAGCUCGUAUUUGUCUCGAGCUACCCACCUCACCCAUAGAUGUUCAAAUGUUUGCCUCCCUACUAAGAUAUCUCUAUACCGGCGAUCUAUGUCCCCAUGAUGCCAGCAUGGAUAUUGGUCUGUUGCGUCAACUAGGCGAUGAUUUCGGUACGCCCAAUCCUCUCGAACAUGAUUUGCGUUAUCUGCUCGAAACGGGAGAUUAUGCCGAUGCUGCUUUGGUGUUUACCUCCGAGAAUGGUGGCGGUGGAGGAGGCGGUAUUAGUGGCUCUUCAGCCAUGGGCGUAGUGGGUUUGGGUGGCGAAUACAAUCGUCCCGAUUCGGGGAAUUCAGAAUACGGCUUCCGACCGAAACUGGAAUUACCUUGCCACAAAGCGAUUUUAAGCGCGCGAUCGCCUUUCUUUCGUAAUCUCAUAGCUAGACGAACACGUAAUAUGGAUGCUGAAUAUGCAGAGCGUGCUCUGCAUGUGCCGACGCGUAUUGUGUUGGAUGAAACCGUGAUACCAAAACGUUAUGCUCGUGUUCUUUUACAUGCCAUUUACUUGGAUACCGUAGACUUAACAUUAAUUUUAAGGGGAGCAAAUUCGGGAACAGCAGCGGCUGGUUCGCUGGGUGAAGUUCAUGCCUUGACGGCGGGUCGAACACGACCAACACCGCUCGAGGAAGCCAUGGAACUAUAUCAAAUUGGUAGAUUUUUAGAAUUGGAUAUUUUAGCACAAGGUUGCGAGGAUCUCAUAUUGGAGUGGCUGACCUUAGACACUCUGCCAACGGUGCUCAAGUGGGGGAGUCAGCCCCACGGUUCUGCGUGGGUUUUCCGCCAAGCUUGCCAAUAUUUACGCGAAGAAUUCUCUGCAGUCAUCUCAUCACCUGUUUUGCAUCAACUCGAUAAAUCGCAACUUAUACACGUUUUGCAAUCGAAUUUUUUACAAGCUUCCGAAUUGGAAGUUCUACAGGCUGUACUCAAAUGGGGAGAACAGGAGCUCAUACGGCGCAUGGAAGAUCGAGAACCGAAUCUUUUAUCGCACACUGCCCAUUCGGUAACAAGAAAAGGUGUCAAGAAACGCGAUCUAAGUGAUGUGGAACUAAGAGAAAUACUCUCAGACCUUUUGCCAUUAGUGAGAAUGGAUCAUGUCUUACCGCCUAAUAGUGAAGUUUUGGCCCAGGCAAUACGCCGUGGCCUAGUGAGUACACCGCCCUCGCAUAUGAUUGGCGAUGAACGUGAGAAUUUACGUAUCAAUGCUUGGAUUAGGGGAGGAAAAAAUCAAGGUCUAUUUGUGAGGCCUCGCCUAUUUAUGCCAUACUUUGAAGAGGUUAAGGCAUUGUUAGAAGAUCGCAUGACUUCAUCACAUCAUCAAGCUGAGCUAAUGAGAAUGCGUCGUUCUCGACAAAUGCCCGACAUACCCGAUACUUUGUAUAUGGUUUCUAGAAUGAAUGCCGCCUCGAAUAGUGGUGUAGGUAAUACGGGUGUGGGCUCUGGUACCGAUACUGUAGAUAUCUUAGCUGCUGCCGCUGCUAUACCCCCACCCGAUACACAAACCUUGGCUGCUAUGCUGAAGCGCGAACACAAACUGCGGCAAUCACCCAUGUGCCAGAGGGCUUUACAUCUGCCUCUUUCGUCCAAACAUGAAAUCGAUAGACAAAUACGUCUGCGUGUGGUAAGAGAGUUUAAUCUACCCGAUGCUGUGUCGGAUCUACUAGAGACAUCACUACUUAGCAAUACCCGCAAUGUUCAAGAUGAAGUACAAAAUAUGGCCGACUCCACGACCACGGUGCAGUCCGUCGACGACUGUUGUCUGCUAGAGGAUGAUGAUCAAUCGCCACCACCCUCACCGGCAGCAGCCUCGGCCGGUUCAGUGCCUAGACACUCGGCCAUGGGUGCUAGUUAUCUAUCGUCUUCGGUGGGCUCGAAUGCGGGCUCAACAUCAUGUGGUGCUGCUUCAACAUCGGCGGCCGAUGGUCUGCCUGCCUGUUAUACCAGAAAUUUAACAUUCCCCCGUCAACAUGCCGCCGGUUUGUUGGGUUUAGGUUUUGGUUCUGGCGUGGGCAUGGGCUCGGGACUGCCUCAUAAUUUUGCUAGACUUUCGGCGUCAGCACAUCAUCGCAAUGAUUUGCCCGCCCUUAUAACCGAAGGUGAUUAUCGGGGUUUUGCUCAUGGCAGUGCUUUAGGGCUGGAUAUGGGCGGUGCUGAGGGUGGUGCUAUGGGUUGUUCGGAUGGCCCUAAUGCUGGUCAUUUAUCAGAUAUGAUGCCUGAUGUUGCUAUGGCCACGGCUUCGUUGGGACAGCUACAUUUAGCGAAUGCUAGUAGUUCUGCUAGUAGUACGAAUGAUAUGCCUGAGUCUUUGCAAUUGGAUUUGGGUGAUGGUUCGAGUCAUAUGAUGGGUGCUGGCGGAGGAGGUGGGGGAGGAGCCGCAGCGGGACCAAUGGGAGGUUUGCGGGGAUUACAG
Molecule: messenger RNA, 3341 nt
Organism: Lucilia sericata (common green bottle fly)
Lineage: Eukaryota; Metazoa; Arthropoda; Insecta; Diptera; Calliphoridae
Product: BTB/POZ domain-containing protein 7
Exons: 3
Biological process (GO): morphogenesis of a branching epithelium
Molecular function (GO): protein binding
Source: RefSeq, a predicted model, not a curated record